Messenger RNA from Vitis vinifera (wine grape), 1439 nucleotides. RefSeq names its product vestitone reductase. Gene Ontology annotation, molecular function: oxidoreductase activity, acting on the CH-OH group of donors, NAD or NADP as acceptor. Lineage: Eukaryota; Viridiplantae; Streptophyta; Magnoliopsida; Vitales; Vitaceae. The coding region runs from base 211 to 1194 and encodes 327 amino acids. The transcript has 4 exons. The record is from RefSeq and is a predicted model, not a curated record.
AAAUAGAUUAUAUGGACUGUAUUCAUAGUUUGUAAAUUGACAUGCAACCUAACACAGAAAGGGAGAGAAAGAAAUCAAAACUCAAGAGAGACAAAGUUUGUAGAUUGAUAUGCAACCUACUAGAGAAAGGGAGAGAAAGAAAUCAAGAGAGGGGAAACAGAGAGACAGAGAGACAGAGAAACAAAGAGAAGAAAGAGAGAGAGAGAAGAAAUGGAAGGCGAGAAAGGGAGAGUGUGUGUAACAGGUGGGACAGGGUUCAUAGCCUCAUGGCUCGUCAUGAAGCUUCUGCAACACGGUUACUCUGUUAAUGCUACCAUUCGAUCUCACCCUCAGAGCAAGAAAGACGUUAGCUACCUGACAAACCUUCCGGGAGCAUCGGAAAAGCUCCGAAUCUACAACGCAGAUCUGAGUGAUCCCAGCAGUUUUGAAGCAGCCAUUGAAGGAUGUAUCGGGGUUUUCCAUGUUGCUCAUCCCGUAGAUUUUGAGGACACAGAACCAGAGGAAACUGUGACCAAAAGAUCGGUGGAAGGCACUUUAGGCAUUUUAAAGGCGUGCCUGAAUUCAAAGACGGUGAAGCGAGUUGUGUAUACUUCCAGUACAGCUGCUGUUGUGCUCAAUGACAAGGGUGGAGACAUAAAGGAUGAGAGUUCAUGGACUGAUGUAGAUUUCCUCAAGGCUCUCAACUACUGGGGCCAAUCAUACAUGAUUUCCAAGACAAUAACCGAAAGGUCAGCGCUUGAUUUUGCACAAGAGCAUGGAUUGGAUCUGGUGACUGUGACUCCUUCUUUUGUUGUGGGCCCCUUCAUUUGUCCCCGGUUCCCUGGAUCGGUGAACACCGCACUGGCUCUGGUCUUAGGUGACCAGCAACAGUAUCAUGUUCUUAUGAACAUAUCAAUGGUGCACGUGGAUGAUGUAUGCAGUGCACACAUCUUUCUUCUGGAAUGCCCAGAUGCAAAAGGCAGAUAUAUUUGUUCAUCAGACAGACUGACACUGAAUGAGAUGUCUGAGUUUCUUUCUGCCAAGUACCCACAACUUCCAAUACCCACUAUAGAUUCUUUGAAGGAGGUUCAAGGGUAUGGAACACCUGGCGUCUCGUCAAAGAAGCUAUUGGAUACUGGUUUCAAGUAUAAGUAUGGGCUGGAUGAGAUGUUUGAUGAAGCAAUUCAAUGCUGCAAAGAGAAGGGGUUUCUCUAGUCCUUGUUUGGCAUAAGCUCUUAAUAAAUAGAACUGCCAGUUUGAACGUUACAUUUGAGGUGUGUUUUGCAUUGCUAGUUGGAGUUUGUUUGGUAGUGAUGGUAAUAUUUUGUUUAAUAUUUCAAUAAAAUACAAAGUAUAAUAUUAAAAAUUAUAUAAUAAUAUGAUAAUAGUGUGAUUUUAAUUGUAUUUGGGCUUGAGCCCUAUCUCACCCUUAAUUAAUACAUAUACACAUAGUUGAGUGA